This is a messenger RNA of Pomacea canaliculata, 3289 nucleotides long. RefSeq lists its product as uncharacterized. The transcript is spliced from 5 exons. The record is from RefSeq and is a predicted model, not a curated record. The coding region runs from base 144 to 1730 and encodes 528 amino acids. NCBI's taxonomy places the organism in Eukaryota, Metazoa, Mollusca, Gastropoda, Architaenioglossa, Ampullariidae.
UCACCGACAUCACGGUUUUGUCGUCUGUGAAUUGAAGGCGUUUGGUGACAACACACAGACACUGAACUUGUCACAGCAGGAUAUAGACAAGAAAAUUAGACAGAAACAGAGACGCCGUGUCACAGCUGGACAAGGCGGAGGCCAUGUUGUCUCACCUGGUGUCCGACAUCACUCCCGGUCUGCGCAUCACUAAGACCAUCGCUUUCCCCAACCUCACGGCUGAUCAGGUGCAACAGGCCAUCUCUGAAGACAUUCCUCUGACUGAGAACCUGUGUCGGUGUCUGGGAACAUCAGACCCCGCUGCCAUCCCAGGUCUGUGUCUGUGCUGUGAUCAGUUGUCUGACCCCCAGACACCGUGUGACGUCAGUAGUCACGUGCUAAGGGAACUGGGACACUGGUGGCAGCGACGUGUGGCUGGGGCUGGACCUGACAGUCGCAUGACUGAUGUGGUCUACAAGAUGUUAGUAGCGAGGUUCUGUGGUCCGGCGACAACAGUGAGUGUGCCAUGCACAUGUCCUCCACGUGUGAGUGUCAAGACCCUGGGUCAGGCAGUGUGGUGGACAGGAGAGUGCUAUACUGCUGUAAUCACACUCUUCCCGGAGCAAGUUCAACUUCUCAACAAGGCUUCUCCAAGAGUCUUUGUGGCCGGACCGCCCGGUACAGGUAAAACUGUGGUGCUGCUGCUGAUGGCCAUAGAGUGGCUGCGGUGUGGUCACCACGUCUACGUUAUCAGUACGUGGUGGGGGAGUCGUGCAGCGUGCAGCAUGUUGUAUCACCUGUUGCUGCAGACAGUAAAGAAGCAACUCGCACCAGAGGUAUUAGCCAGUCAGCUUCACCUCCUGCAUGUUAAUCUUAAUGGCGAAGAAAAAGUGGAGAAGGCCGUCAACGACUUGUCACAAGCUGCAAGUGGAGGAUCGUUGUAUGUCCUCAUUGACGAAAUUGGACACGAAGACAAGGCUUUCAUGGAAGCAACGAAAAUGAAACACAUCCAGACCUUCUGUGAGAAGUUGCUGGCACAGGUUCCUCGUCUCCAUCUUUGGGCGGCAAGUUGUUACCAUAAGAACUGUCCCCCCGGCUGGCGAGUGGAAUAUUUAACCAGACCUCUCCGCUCUCCACCCGCUGUUGUCAGGGAAAUCAAGAAAGAUACAGUUAUCACUAAGGGUGUUAGUAUCAAGAAAUACAGUGAGCGAGGUGUGCCCGACCACACAGACGGCCCGCCAGUCACACGAGUGUCUCACCGAGGGCAGGGUCACUCAGGUCACAGGCCAGGUGACUGUGUCACGUGCGGUCGUGAGGUGGCCAGCUUCCUACACAGUCUCCGUGUUGGUGUUACGGAGAUUAAUGAGCUGACAACAGUAAACACCGUCACUUCAACAACUUGCGGCACACCACCCUGUCUACAGUGGAGAGACGUGCUGGUGUUGAACUGGGGUUACUUUAUGUUCUCGGGUAUGGUGACAGGACUGCAAGAAGCGGGUAUCCCAGUGCGGGUGAUGGAGGAUGAUGACAUCGAGGACGUGGCUACGGCCCGCAGUGACGUGGUGUGGGUGGCGGACGGGGAGCUUGUUCGUGGUCUGGAGAGAAAAGUCGUCGUGUGUCUGCAGUACGAUUAUCGGUCCCUGUAUGGUGACGUCACAAGAUCUGAGGCUUCAAGACUUCUCGCUCCUGUUAGGUCUGACAGUUUCCACUCCAUAUCCCGGUGUACAUCACAACUCGUGAUUGUGGAGUAGCCACUCGCCACCUGAACAUACUUCACACUCCCUCACCUGUCACCUGUUGUAGUCUCAUGUCUGUCUCCAUCACACCAACAUCUAUAAUCAGUUGUAACAUUGUAACAUUCUGCUUUAGUGUGCGGGCUACUGUACUCUGCUAAACGACUGUAUCAACAGUUUGUAUCCUGGAAUGUGAUGCAUGUUCUCGAAAAUGAAGUACAAGCUACUUUUUUAAAUACAUAAAAUACAGAUAUACUAGAAUAGUAUUGUUGUGUUCUAUUAGCGAAAAAUUGUAAAUGAUUGUAGACAUGCUUUGUUAUAUCACAUACUCGCCGUGUACCUUUAAACACGUGAAUAUUGACAAUGCUGCAGUACCUUUCCUCAUCACAUACUUAUACCCUAGUGCACCCUAACCCUAACCCUAACCCACAUAAAUACAAGUACAUAAGACUAAUACAUGAACCAAUCAGACUGAAGAGGUAUGACCAUUGAGCAGCUCACAGUUCCAGUACAUUCUACAGACUCAAUCCACCACUCUCCAGUCUGGCAUCAUGGCGAGGCGGGAAAUGUUGAGAUUCCAGUUGUGUAAUGAACGAUACAAAGAACCCACCGACAGCAGAGCCACCAAUCCACAGAUAGUUUACAAUAUGCGCAUGUUUAAAAAUCUGCCAACGAAAGUGUUGAUGCUGUUCUAAUGGGACGGCAAUACAGCUGACAACGAUGAACAUUUGUCUGUUUUAGAAACAGAGAUAACUAUCCAUGGGGUUGACUGCUGCAGGAAGUCAUUGACGACCUUGGCCAUGUUCUGUCUGUCGUUUUCGUCCUUAAGACCGACGCCUGGUCCAACAGCUUGUAGUGCUGACAGUACCCGAGUCUGUAAAAUAGUAUCUCUGUAUGCCACACCUGUCCGGUUCUCUUGUACGAGGUAGUUAGAGGUGAGGUAGGCCGUCACAAUUCCAACCCACACCAUGAUGGAUGGACCCACCACCAUAAUCAUCACACUCCACGACAGUUACAUCGUAGUAACGGUCUAACUGUCGUCUCCAGACGUGGAUUUGGCAAUUGUGGCAAGGUCUGGCAAAGCGACAUUCAUGAGUGAAGAGGAGUGAGGUCCACUGUUGCCGUAUCCAUGUCUCAUGGCAGGUGUCAGGACAAGGGACAGCGGGUCUUCUUGGCCGAAGGUUGUUCAUUUUGGACCUGUUGAGUAUCGCCUUGUCACUGACAGUUAUGUUGGCGACUAUCCCCUGGGUGUGCUGACCGUGGCUGUUGUCUGACUCAGAGCCGACAGAACAGUGAACCCACCCUGCUAUUUAGUGAUUGACUGCGGGCGUCCGGGUGUCUUCGCUCUGCAAAACUUCCCGUUGCAUUAUAGUGGUCAUUAUAGAGUUUGACUAACAGAGGGAGCAAGUCCCUAUUGGCAGCCAAUUUCUCCAACAACUAAACCCUCUACAGGCCUACAUUACAACCCUCCUUCGUCUCUGAGUCAUGAUUAAAAUGCCACAGCAACUUCACUUUACAAGACCUUGAAUACAUUUCUCACUGUUGAUACAAACACGAUUAAUAAUAAUGUAGAAAAU